Molecule: messenger RNA, 2936 nt
Organism: Gigantopelta aegis
Lineage: Eukaryota; Metazoa; Mollusca; Gastropoda; Neomphalida; Peltospiridae
Product: NAD-dependent protein lipoamidase sirtuin-4, mitochondrial-like
Exons: 3
Coding region: 646-1593 (315 amino acids)
Molecular function (GO): NAD+ binding
Source: RefSeq, a predicted model, not a curated record
ACUCGUACGGUUCAAGUGUGGAAUGUUGACAUGUAGAAGUUCGGUUUAAUUAAUACACCAUGAGUAUUUUGGUGUUUUGUAUACGACACAAUUAGGUGUUUUUCACAUUUACUUAAUAUAAGUGACACCGACUUCGUAGACUAACGAUACUUGAACCUAAAAAUCUAGAUCUAGUAAAAGAAGAAAGCAUGUAACAAGGGGGAAUAACUCUACAUUGUGUUGUCCAACUGCUUGUCAAAACGAAACUACAAACGUUGACUUGUGCUAAUUUAAGGAGUUAAAUUACAUGGAUUUAAUCAUUAAAGAUAUUUAUUAAUAACUCCGUAAGCCUGGUGCAUUGCGAAUACUGAAAUGAAAUACUAUUGACAACGUAUCUUUUCAGUACCGUAUGGUAUCCAUGAUUGAUGAUUGAUUCAAUGUUGAGUAUAAUGCAUGUUUUAAUUUAAUGUUUUAUUCCCCAAAUAUUUGUAAUUUUGUAUGUUAACACCAUCAGACAUUAUGCAGAAUGUUUUAUUCCCCAAAUAAUUGUAUGUUGACACUAUCGAACAUUAUGCAGAAAUUAAUAGAUCUUGUUACUGUUAAAGUUUAAUAGCAUUUUAUUUUAAUUAGCUUGUUCAACAGUCUAUCAGCAUUAACAAACACAAUAUGCACAUAAGGAGAGUGAUUGAAAUAAAAGAAUUAGAAAGAAUUUUGAUGCGAUCAAAGUCUACUUUUAGUAUAAAGUCUAAGCCCAAAUGUUUUGUUCCAAAAAGUGAACCACCAGAUGAAGUCAACAUAUACAGACUACAGCAUUUCAUUGACAAAAGUAAGCACCUGUUUGUGAUUACUGGUGCUGGACUUUCAACAGAAAGUGGAAUUCCAGAUUACAGAUCUGAAGGCGUAGGUUUAUAUGCAACCAGUUCUAACAGACCAGUGCAGUAUAAAGACUUUUUGAAAAGUGCCGAUAUCAGAAGGCGAUACUGGGCCAGAAAUUUUGUAGGAUGGCCAAGAUUCUCUUCGUUUUUGCCCAAUGUAUCCCAUCAAAUAUUCAGACAGUGGGAAGUUAAAAACAAAAUUAAUUGGUUAGUGACACAGAAUGUUGACGCUUUGCAUUGUAAAGCUGGAAGUACAAAAGUUACAGAAUUACAUGGCAGUUCUCACAGAGUUGAAUGCUUGACAUGCAAACAGAUAAUACCUAGAAAUCGGAUGCAGGAAAUGAUAAUUUCUCUCAACCCCGAUUGGCACGAGCAGUCAUUUGAUAUAGCACCAGACGGAGAUGUUAAUCUGAAAUGGGAGCAAGUUGAAGGAUUCAAGGUUCCACCAUGUGACAACUGCGGGGGAAUAUUAAAGCCUAAUAUAAUAUUCUUCGGAGACAAUGUGCCUCGAGAAGUGGUCAGCUCGGUGUUUGACCAACUAGACAAGUGUGAUGCUGUGUUAGUGGCUGGAUCAUCUCUGCAGGUGUUUUCUGGAUUUCGUUUUGUGAGUAAAGCCCAUGACGAUGGAAAGCCCAUAUCAAUAGUGAAUAUUGGUUCAACCCGAGCUGAUCAUCUUGCCAGCAUUAAAAUCAGUGCACAAUGUGGUAAGGUUCUUAGUCAAAUCGACGUCGAUUUGUAGCCGUCAGGACUUGGCCAGACUUGGGAAUAGAUGGCAAAGUUGAAGGACUCAUUCUGAGAAUAUGAAGAUUAAUAUGCUACAAAGAUGGUUUACAAACUGCAGAGCCUUUUAAUCUGGACUGUAUAUUUUGUAGAUUUAAAUUCAGUUUUUAAACAAUAUUUAAUCAGGUUUUUGAAUGGCACAAUGUUGUUUUCUUAAUAGUGCACUUUAGUGGCAUCAAGAUUCAUAUAAAUAAUGGCAAAAAAGUUGUUUUGUUUUGUUUAAUGACAUCACUAGAGCACACCGAUUUAUUAAUCAUUGGUUAUUAGAUGUUGAAUUGUUGGCAUAUCAGUCGUGGUGCACUGGCAGGAGGGAAAAAUAGCCCCAUGGGCACGCUAAUGGGGUUUGAUACUAGAAUUGACUAUACAUAAUAAAAGAUCUUUAUGUCCCGCCCCAACAGGUAAUGUCAUGAUUUUAAAUUAUUAUCUUAGUGGUUUUUUAAAAAAUCACAUACCUUGUCAUUCCAACCUUCAUGGCAAGAGUCUUCAAAGAUUAUCCUCGAUUUCAUGUUUCACUUUCAAAAUGGAAAAUUUGACGGGAACAGAAGAAAUUGUGGCAGUAAUGCACUGGCCAUUACAUAUUAUAAAAUAAUUACUUGUAAUCUAUCUUGAAUUUUUAUUUUUAAAGUUACAUAUAUAACAAAAACAUUAUGAUAGCAAAUUAUUUAUUUGCAGUUUUGUUUCAAAACAAGAUGGAAAAAAGAAACAAACACAAAUUAUGUUAAUAUCCAUGAUAAAGUACAUUGCAGAUACUGUCCAAUGCCAUAUAACUGUAAAUAAAAUGUGUUGAGUGUGUCGUUAAAUAAAACAUUUCCAUUGCAGGUAUUGUGGCCAACUGCUUUAUUUUCUCACGUUUAAAGAAGAAAACCUCAAAACACGACACAAAAUAGUCUUAUUUUAUAAAAAAUAAAAUUAAAAAAAAGUCAAAAACUGACAAAUUUGAUCUAAAAGUCUGGACUUCAUAGAGAAUUCUUACCUGAUUAACAUAGGACAACUUUGAAAAUUAGGUUUGUGGUUUCAAAGGUACCCAAGCAUCAAGCCAAUAUUACAUCAAAUUUACAAUGUGUACACCAUAAAAGAAAAUAAUAAUUAAAAAAUCCAUCAAUCCAUUUUUCAUUAAAUAAUAAAAACUAAAUAACUCCAAUAUGUUUUAUCAACUACAUGCUAAAGAAAUUAACCACCAGUAUAAAAUGAAGAUCAGCUUGCACAAUUGAUGGAUAUAAAACUAGUCUUGGUAAACAGAUAAAAUUCCAUUUUUGUCUAUGUGGGUAUUUUCAUGAUUAAAUACAUUGUUUUAAAAAAAAA